This is a messenger RNA of Cadophora gregata, 1808 nucleotides long. RefSeq names its product Phosphoserine transaminase, variant 2 (gene SER1). Gene Ontology annotation, molecular function: O-phospho-L-serine:2-oxoglutarate transaminase activity; pyridoxal phosphate binding. Gene Ontology annotation, cellular component: cytoplasm. Gene Ontology annotation, biological process: L-serine biosynthetic process. The transcript has 2 exons. NCBI's taxonomy places the organism in Eukaryota, Fungi, Ascomycota, Leotiomycetes, Helotiales, Ploettnerulaceae. The record is from RefSeq and is a predicted model, not a curated record. The coding region runs from base 287 to 1435 and encodes 382 amino acids.
GUUGACAAGGUACGAUAGAAUGAGACGGCACUGAGUCAUUUUGCCAUUCAGAAAUCAUUUACAUUCCAUCACAACUUCCAAUUGUUAGAAGGUUUGGUGUGUAUUCCCUCGAAUAAAUAACAACCAUCCUCUCUGACAUCAGCAUUUCACCGCGGACUGAUUGUGACUCUUUCGAUUGGUAAAAGGCACCGAAUCACGACUCCCUCACGAAUAAUUUCCCGGAGUUUCUUUCAGUAAUCUAUUACCGCUUCAGUGAUUUUUCAACUCAAUUCCUCAAUCAGUAAACAUGCCUUCUCGAGCGGAUAUCACCUACUUCGGCGCUGGCCCAGCACUCCUGCCAACGAACGUCUUGGAAAAAGCCGCGGAGUCACUGGUAAACUACAAUGACACCGGCCUAGGUCUAGCAGAACAUUCUCAUCGCUCCGAGAUUGCUACAAAAGUCCUCAACGAAGCAAAGGCGGAUCUCGCCACAUUCCUCGACAUCCCAGAUGACUACGAAGUCCUUUUCAUGCAGGGAGGUGGCAGUGGAGAGUUCUCCGCAACGGUAUAUAACCUAGUCGGCGUCUGGGUCGAGCGGAGGAAGCAAAAGAUCUUGAAGGAGCUGGGUAUCAAAGACGGAAAAGACAUCCCAGAGGAUGUCAUUUUGAAGGAAUUAGAGAAGGCUGUUCAAGAAGAACUUAAAAUCGACUACCUGGUUACUGGAUCUUGGUCCCUGAAGGCUAGCCAGGAGGCAGCUAGAUUGGUUGGCCCUGAAUUUGUCAAUGUGGUUGCAGAUGGGAGAAAAGUGAACGAUGGGAAGUUCGGGAAGAUUCCCGAGGAGUCUUCAUGGAAGUUAUCCAAGAACCCAGCUAUGGUCUACUACUGCGACAACGAGACGGUCGAUGGUGUGGAGUUCCCUGGCUUCCCUGAAGUUCUGAAGCCAAAGGGAAAUGACGAUGAUCUAAUUGUGGUUGCGGACAUGUCUUCAAAUAUCCUCUCUCGCCGGAUACCCAUCAAGAAUUUCUCGGUGAUCUUCUUCGGGGCACAGAAGAAUCUUGGAAGCACUGGUAUUACAGUCGUGAUAAUCAAGAAGAGUCUCCUUCCUCCAGCUGUGGCAACACCUCCUCCAACGCUACUCAGAAAACUUGGUCUACCGAUUGGUCCGAUUGUCCUGUCCUACGAGACGAUCGCCAAGAACAACAGCUUGUACAACACUUUGAGCAUAUUCGACGUGUACAUUGCUGGCCAAGUCCUGAAGAAUUCUCUCGCCAACUUCCCCAACAAAGUCGACGACCAAGAGAAGAUCGCAAAUGAGAAAGCGAAGGCUAUUUACGAAGCACUCGAGAGGUACCCAGAGUCAUACAAGAUCGUACCAGACAAGAGCGCUCGAUCAAGGAUGAACAUCUGCUUCAGAGUCACUCAUGUAUGGACCUUGCACAACAUAUCAUUUUCUUAAGAAUGUGUUUACUGACUUUCGCUUAGCUCGAAAGCGGUGUCGAUGACUCAGAGAAGGCCUUCUUGAAAAGUGCUACUGAGCAAGGUCUCACCGGCUUGAAGGGUCAUCGAAGUGUUGGCGGUAUUCGUGCGAGCAACUACAACUCGAUAUCCGUUGAAGGAGCGAAGAAGUUGGCAGCCUUUAUUGAAAGUUUUGCUAAGAGCCCGAAAUAGGGGACUGCUGGUGGGAGUAGCUUGUAUUAAUGUUUCUUUGGUAUAUCAAAAGUGAAGCAUACAUUUUGUUAGGACUGUUUGACGAUGUUAAGGGAAGGCAAGCCUCAACAGCAUGGUCUAUGUUAUGGCGAAGACAAAAAUUCAACAUCACUACUUUCAAU